ACUCUCUGCUGCCCAUAGCGGCGAAUUGAUCCAGCAUCUCUUGCACUGGGUGUAUAGGGCGAAUGGAUACGGGAAAAUGCAGUGAAAAUAUGUAAUUCAGCGCAUUUUCAAUGUUUUAACAAUUGCGAUGAGGGAAAGAAAGUAUGAGAGGGUGGAUUUUCUCUUGUGCCGCUGCGGAGUAUGGGCCGUUAUCUUGAGAGAAAUGCGGAGUAUUUUUCCCCAUAGGUGUUAACGCAGAAAAUACAAGAUGAAGAAGCAAUUCAAUCGAAUGCGACAGCUCGCCAACCAAACGGUGGGCAGGGCAGAAAAAACUGAAGUGUUAAGCGAUGAUCUUCUGCAGGUGGAGAAGCGGUUGGACCUGGUCAAACAGGUGACCCACAGCACUCACAAGAAGCUGACCGCCUGCCUGCAGGGCCAGCAAGGGGCUGAAGAGAGAGAGAAGAAAUCCGUCAAGUCUCCCUCGAAAAAGCUUCCACUAACCAUCCUGGCACAAUGUAUGGUAGAAGGAGCUGCUGUGUUGGGAGACGACUCUCUACUAGGGAAGAUGCUGAACCUGUGUGGGGAGACAGAGGAGAAGCUGGCCCAGGAACUGAUUCAGUUUGAGUUCCAGAUAGAGAAAGAUGUGGUGGAGCCUCUCUAUGAGCUGGCUGAGGUGGACAUUCCCAACAUCCAAAAACAGAGGAAACAUUUAGCCAAGCUGGUCCUGGACAUGGACUCUGCUCGCACACGGUUUCACCAGUCGUCCAAGUCCUCCAGUCACCCUAGCAACCUGCAGGCGGGCGGGGCCAAGGGGGAGGCCCUCAGAGAGGAGAUGGAAGAGGCAGCCAAUAGGAUGGAGAUCUGCAGGGAUCAACUAUCAGCUGAUAUGUAUAAUUUUGUGGCCAAAGAAAUAGACUAUGCAAACUACUUUCAGACGCUCAUAGAGAUCCAGGCAGAAUAUCACAGGAAGUCUCUAGAGAUCCUCCAGAGUGUCCUGCCCACCAUUAAGGCUCACCAGGAGGCGUGGGUGGAGAAGCCUUCGUAUGGCAAGGCCCUGGAGGAACACCUGACCAUCAGCAGCAGAGAGAUCGCCUUCCCCAUCGAGGCCUGUGUCACAAUGCUGCUGGAGUGUGGCAUGCAGGAGGAGGGUCUGUUCAGAGUUGCUCCCUCGGCCUCCAAGCUGAAGAAGCUGAAGGCCUCCCUGGACUGUGGUGUUAUGGACGUACAGGAAUAUUCAGCUGACCCCCACGCCAUCGCAGGGGCUCUGAAAUCAUACCUCCGUGAGCUUCCAGAGCCACUGAUGACCAGUGAACUUUACGAGGACUGGAUUCAGGCGUCAAAUAUUCAGGAUAUGGACAAGAGAUUACAAGCUCUGCUGGCGGCGUGCGAAAAACUACCAACUGACAACUUGAACAACUUCAGAUACUUAAUCAAGUUCCUAGCCAAGCUAGGAGAUUAUCAGGACUCCAACAAGAUGACUCCUGGUAACAUGGCCAUAGUUCUGGGUCCCAACCUCCUCUGGACCCACUCCAACGAGAGUGGGAACAUGACAGAGAUGAUGACCACAGUGUCUCUUCAGAUAGUGGGGAUCAUAGAACCCAUCAUACAGCACGCUGACUGGUUCUUCCCUGGAGAUAUUGAGUUUAACCUGACGGGCUGCUACGGCAGUCCUGUCCACACCAACCACAACUCAAACUACAGCUCCAUGCCUUCGCCAGACAUGGACCAAUCAGAACGCAAGCUGCCGCAUGACCAUGGCAGACGCCCACUCAGCGUUGCCACUGACAACAUGAUGCUGGAAUUCUACAAGAAGGAUGGCAGCAUAAGGAAAAUACAAAGUAUGGGUGUCCGGGUGAUGGACACGUCCUGGGUGUCCCGUAAGGGUUCGUCCACCCUGGCCCGUAAGGCCUCGUCCACCCCUCCCAGUGUCCAGGGUCCUGGCUCCCCUGCUGACCACUCCCUCAUCCUGGAGCAGCCUGGAGAGCUGGCCCAGUCUCCCUCACCCCCACCUCAACCUGGGGAGAGGGACCGGAUCGGCUCAGACGACGUGUCGCCCAAUCGUCCGGACUCCUCUCAUGUCUACCCUCCCCCUGGGCCAGGGGAGGAGCGGCCGCCCCCUCCCUACCCCACCUCCACCCUACCCCACCUCGCCCCUCACCACUUCUACCCCCACCCCAAGGUCCUACCCUGUCCUCGCCCCGUGGCCCCAGGGCCAGAGUCCCAGCCCCCCGGCUCCCCUCCUCUCCCGCUGCGAUGGUCUGGCUUCACCCCCCCUCUCCCGCCUCCCACCUCCUCCUCUUCCUCCUCCUCUUCCUCGCUUGACAUCAACUCAAACCCCAAGCCCAGCUGCCUGCAUUUCCCCUCCAAACACGCCCUCCCGCACAGCCACCCGCUGCCAGGUGACAUGUCGCUGCCCCCUCAUGCUCCCCUGCCCCCCGAUAUGGGUAAGGCCUCGCCCCUCUACAUGAAAACCCCCUUGGUACUGGCCCGUCAUGACCUGUCCCUGGGCAUGAGCAUGGGCAACCCCCCUAGCUUGCUGUCCUCCGCCCCCCCGCUGUGGGCUACAUGUCCCUGUGCCAGAGAGAGAGGACUCCCCAGGCUGACUAGUACACUGAGGAGUAAGGAGAGCUCUCCAGUGAUUGGUCACAAGGGGGUGCAGGUGGCAGGUCCGACGGUGCCCCCUGGUGUUGGCCAGCAGAGCUGCAGCCAGUCGCCCCACUCCACAGAACACAGCCCACACACCAUGCGCAAAGUCUCUAAGAAGCCGGCCCCUAUCCCUCCAAAGGUUCCAGCUGGGUAUGGCCAAUCGGGUGGUUCUGGUGGGAUUUCGGACCAGUCCACAGGUCAGCCGUCGCCGGUCAGCCUGUCCCCCACCCCUCCGAGCACCCCCUCGCCCUAUGGACUGGCCGGUCCCCCACAGGCCCCUGGAGGACUAGGGGCCUCCUCCCCCGGUCAGACCCCUCUCUGUGGCUCCCUAGGGUCCCUGGGGUCCCUGUCCUCCCCCCCUUCUCUGACCGGCACGCUGGGCAAGUCUCGGCCCACCCCUAAGCCCCGGCAGAGGCCCAGCCUGCCCCCUCCUCAGCCGCCCACCGUUCCUCAGCCGGGGGCCACCCCUGUUGGCCCUGGGCCCCUGGAGCAGGGCAUCCUGGACGGACUGUCCCCCGGGGAGAGCAUGUCCACAGAUUACUUCAAUUAUGAAAUCCCCUCCAUCAAUGUGAACCUGGACAGCCUCAUCGAUGAGUUCAGCGGUGCUGCCCCCUGCAGGCGCUACGGAGCGGUGACACACUCUCCUCCCCCGCGGAGAGACGAUAACCCCGACCACGACCCCUACGCUGAGGACGACGAACCCCAGGACACCACCUUAUGACAUCGUUACCCUGAGACAGCCCUAUGAUGUGACAUCAUCAGAGCUUGCCCGAGGCUGGCACCGUGGCGCUCCUACAUCCAGCUAGCUGUACAUACUGUUAGAGACUGUAAUGCUCGCUCGCUCACACCGCACUGCCACGACGCUCCCAGACAAAACGAACAAACAAAGCUUCUUCUCAUACACCACAAUGCUCACCUGACCUUUGACCUGAAACUCCAGGUCUGAACCAUGACCUCUGACCUGGAACUCCAGGACUGAACCUUGACCUCUGACCUGGAACUCCAGGACUGAAUCCCCCCCCCCCCCCCCCCGCCCCCUCCCUCACAUUAUGCUAUACCUGCAGGCUGCAAGCAAAACUCAUCUCUUAGAAAUACUACGCAAAUAGUAAUGUAAACUCAAUGUGAGCAAACAAUAACACACCACAUACCAUAUAGAGGAGGACCAGUUGCCUUUGGAAGGAAGAAGACAUGUGGAUUAUAUGGAGGAGUAUUAAAUGCCAUGUUCAGUAUUAUAUUUUUGCUUUGUGGAUACUACAGUUUUUUUCCUCUCUUUGAAACAGUGAUCAGUAUUUUUUGUGACUUUUUAAGUAAUUUUUUUUGCCUUAUAUGAAAAGCCUGCACUUAAAUUGCAAUACAUGCAUCGCAUACUCACAAAUAGUUUGGCCUGACCCUAAAGGAAAGAAACUCUUAACCUGAUUGGUUGGGUAGAUGUGUGGGUAAAGUGGGUCUGAUUGGUUGGGUAGAUGUGUGGGUAAAGUGGGUCUGACUGGUUGGGUAGAUGUGUGGGUAAAGUGGGUCUGAUUGGUUGGGUAGAUGUGUGGGUAAAGUGGGUCUGAUUGGUUGGGUAGAUGUGUGGGAAAGUGGAUCUGAUUGGUUGGGUAGAUGUGCGGGUAAAGUGGGUCUGAUUGGUUGGGUAGAUGUGUGGGUAAAGUGGGUCUGAUUGGUUGGGUAGAUGUGUGGGUAAAGUGGGUCUGAUUGGUUGGGUAGAUGUGUGGGUAAAGUGGAUCUGAUUGGUUGGGUAGAUGUGUGGUUAGUGGGUCUUCAGGGUCAUGGUGUGUAGUGUACUGUAUUCCUAACAGGGUAAUAUGAUAAGAGAGUUAUUAGUCCUAGUUUUCUGCACACUAUAGAGAUGACGAUGAACAGAGUCUAUUGAAUAAUGCAGUAUGAAAUGCAUAACUAACCCUAUUCUGCGGACGGUUUGGGUCCAUUCCAUUUCAAUUCAGUCAAUUUAGGAAGUAAACUGUUUACUUUCUGAAUGAAUGAAUUGAAAUGGAAUGGACCCCAACCCUGAUGUCUGUGUCACCCCUGUCCCCAGUCCCUAUUCUUCCCACGUCUCCCCCAUGUACACAUAUCUGCAUUGAUACACAGUUAGGAGACAUCUGUAGGAUUGCUUUGUAAGUAGCAAUAAUUUAUUUGUACAGGGUUAAAGAUGAAUUCAUGCACAUAUUUUCACCAGCACAGUAAUAGAAUGUCUAUUGAAUUAGAACAUAGUGCAUUGUUGCUGUUCUCAGAAGGGGUUUUCAACUAUCAAACUGUAUCGUUAGACAAUAAUGAUGCACAUGAAAUAUGUUUUCGAGUUGGGUCCAGAAUACUAACUAGCCAUUUGAUUUAUGUUCCCAAAAUGAAGGCCCCUUAUUGCUUAAAACCUUUCUGGAUCCAAUAGCAGAGCUGUGCUCACAGAGACUGAGGAGUGACAUCAUACCUUUCAGACUGAGUGACAUCAUACCUUUCAGACUGAGUGACAUCAUACCUUUCAGACUGAGUGACAUCAUACCUUUCAGACAGGGGGGAGACAUCACAUCUUUCAGACUGACGACUGAUAUCAUACCUUUCAGACUGGGGGGAGACAUCACACCUUUCAGACUGGGGGGAGACAUCACACCUUUCAGACUGGGGGGAGACAUCACACCUUUCAGACUGGGGGGAGACAUCAUACCUUUCAGACUGAUGACUGAUAUCAUACCUUUCAGACUGGGGGGAGACAUCACACCUUUCAGACAGGGGGGAGACAUCACAUCUUUCAGACUGACGACUGAUAUCAUACCUUUCAGACUGGGGGGAGACAUCACACCUUUCAGACUGGGGGGAGACAUCACACCUUUCAGACUGGGGGGAGACAUCAUACCUUUCAGACUGAGUGACAUCACACCUUUCAGACUGGGGGGGAGACAUCACACCUUUCAGACUGGGGGGAGACAUCAUACCUUUCAGACUGAGUGACAUCACACCUUUCAGACUGGGGGGGAGACAUCACACCUUUCAGACUGGGGGGAGACAUCAUACCUUUCAGACUGAGUGACAUCACACCUUUCAGACUGGGGGGGAGACAUCACACCUUUGGCCUGGUUACACCUCUACUAAAGCUGCUGGAACCAUGCUGGAAAGAACCUUUUAAAAGGACAAUAUCCAAGCCAGCACAAUACUGUUUGGUUUUGCAAGAUAGUGUGAAAAGGGUAUUAGAGCUUGAUACAGAAGGGGCAGUCUGAGAGGACCAAUUAUGUUCCUCCUCAAAACUGCACAUAAAACAACCAAUCAGAUCCAAAGGCUCCAAAGACUGCUUCAGGUUCUAAAGAUGUUUCUCUCUUAACUCCAGAAUCUGUAGUCCAGACUCUGUAGUCCAUACUCUGUAGUCCAGGCUCUGUAGUCCAGGCUCUGUAGUCCAGGCUCUGUAGUCCAGGCUCUGUAGUUCAGGCUCUGUUGUCCAGGCUCUGUAGUCCAGGCUCUGUAGUUCAGGCUCUGUAGUCCAGGCUCUUUAGUCCAGGCUCUGUAGUUCAGGCUCUGUAGUCCAGACUCUGUAGUUCAGGCUCUGUAGUCCAGGCUUUGUAGUCCAGGCUCUGUAGUCCAGACUCUGUAGUCCAUACUCUGUAGUCCAGGCUCUGUAGUCCAGGCUCUAGUUCAGGCUCUGUAGUUCAGGCUCUGUAGUUCAGACUCUGUAGUUCAGGCUCUGUAGUCCAGGCUCUGUAGUUCAGACUCUGUAGUUCAGACUCUGUAGUUCAGACUCUAUGGUCCAGGCUCUGUCGUCCAGGCUCUUUAGUCCAGACUCUGUAGUUCAGGCUCUGUAGUCUAGGCUCUGUAGUCCAGGCUCUGUAGUCCAGACUCUGUAGUCCAGGCUCUGUAGUCCAGGCUCUGUAGUCCAGGCUCUAGUUCAGACUCUGUUGUCCAGGCUCUGUAGUUCAGGCUCUGUAGUCCAGGCUCUUUAGUCCAGGCUCUGUAGUUCAGGCUCUGUAGUCCAGACUCUGUAGUUCAGGCUCUGUAGUCCAGGCUCUGUAGUCCAGGCUCUGUAGUCCAGACUCUGUAGUCCAGACUCUGUAGUCCAGGCUCUGUAGUUCAGGCUCUGUAGUCCAGGCUCUGUAGUCCAGGCUCUGUAGUCCAGGCUCUAGUUCAGGCUCUGUAGUUCAGGCUCUGUAGUUCAGGCUCUGUAGUUCAGGCUCUGUAGUCCAGGCUCUGUCGUCCAGGCUCUGUAGUUCAGACUCUGUAGUUCAGACUCUGUAGUUCAGGCUCUGUAGUUCAGGCUCUGUAGUCCAGGCUCUGUAGUUCAGACUCUGUAGGCCAGGCUCUGUCGUCCAGGCUCUUUAGUCCAGACUCUGUAGUUCAGGCUCUGUAGUCCAGGCUCUGUAGUCCAGGCUCUGUCGUCCAGGCUCUGUAGUUCAGACUCUGUAGUCCAGGCUCUGUCGUCCAGGCUCUGUAGUUCAGACUCUGUAGUCCAGGCUCUGUAGUCCAGACUCUGUAGUUCAGACUCUGUAGUCCAGACUCUGUCGUCCAGACUCUGUAGUUCAGGCUCUGUCGUCCAGGCUCUGUAGUUCAGACUCUGUCGUCCAGGCUCUGUCGUCCAGGCUCUGUAGUCCAGACUCUGUCGUCCAGGCUAGGUAUUUCAGGCUCUGUGAUCUUCGACCCUAUAGUGUAAAUACAAAGAACUGUACAUAAAUAUGUGUAUAAACCUAAGAGGUAAAGAGUAAUGUAAAGGCAAAUCUAUUAUUAUACAUAUAUAUUAAUAUAUGUGAUGAUAUAUUUAUUAUGUGUAGAGAAAUGAUAUGAUAAAUAAUGUGAUGUUUA
Oncorhynchus kisutch (coho salmon) is the source of this 7398-nucleotide messenger RNA. Its product is annotated as rho GTPase-activating protein 44. Gene Ontology annotation, cellular component: cytoplasm; dendritic spine; postsynaptic density. The transcript has 22 exons. Gene Ontology annotation, biological process: negative regulation of Rac protein signal transduction; regulation of dendritic spine morphogenesis; regulation of actin cytoskeleton organization. Bases 248 to 3346 code for a protein of 1032 amino acids. Lineage: Eukaryota; Metazoa; Chordata; Actinopteri; Salmoniformes; Salmonidae. Gene Ontology annotation, molecular function: GTPase activator activity; protein binding. The record is from RefSeq and is a predicted model, not a curated record.